AUGUCCGUCAAAACACUAGUUGUCGCCGGAGGAAGCGGCUUCUUGGGAUCCAGGAUCUGUAAAGCUGCAGCGGCAAGGGGAUGGACAGUUACAUCAUUAAGUCGAUCUGGCGAGCCACGAUGGGAAACAAUUACAGAUUCCAAAGAACGACCUAGCUGGGCAAACUCGGUGGAAUGGGCCAAGGCCGACAUCCUUAAGCCAGAGAGCUACAAGCCAUAUCUGAACGGUGCCUCUGCCGUUGUUCACAGCAUGGGAAUUCUCUUGGAAGCUGACUACAAGGGGGUUGUGCAAGGGAAGGAACCGAUCAUCAGUGGCCUUCAGCGAGCUUUUAGUACAUCUAAGCUUGGAAGCCAAAAUCCUCUGUCAAGGCAAGAGGGAGAGGCUUUGCAGCCAAAGGAGAAGGAUGGGCAAUUGACUUAUGAAUUGAUGAAUCGAGAUUCAGGUGCGUAUAGUGGGCCUAAGUUAAUGAUGGCUGGAUUUUGUUUUGAGGAAGCUAACAUGUGGGAUGUAGCUAUUGCACUAGCUCAAGAGUCCAGUAAUGAGAAUGUCCCGGCCUUCGUUUACAUCUCUGCCGCGGCCGGGGCCCCGCUUCUGCCGACCAGGUACAUCAGUACCAAAAGAGAAGCAGAGGCAGCUAUCACAUCCAACCUCCCGGGCCUACGAAGCAUCUUCAUGCGCCCGGGCUUCAUGUACGACUCGAGCCGGAAGUUCACGCUGCCAAUUGCAAUGGGUGGCUUUGUUGCCGCCGAGUUCAACACGUUCCUCGGUAACAGGCUUGGUUUCCUCGGGUCUAUGGCGGAAAAGCCCCUCAAAGCUGAUGUUGUGGGCGAAGCGGUAGUCGAAGCAUUGGAGGAUGAAACCACUAAGGGUGCGGUUGGCACAAAACAGAUUGAGGCACUUGCAACAAAAGCCUGGCGAAAGACGAUGCUCUAG
Penicillium paradoxum is the source of this 933-nucleotide messenger RNA. RefSeq names its product ubiquinone biosynthesis protein COQ11 (gene horA). Gene Ontology annotation, cellular component: mitochondrion. Gene Ontology annotation, molecular function: protein-containing complex binding. Lineage: Eukaryota; Fungi; Ascomycota; Eurotiomycetes; Eurotiales; Aspergillaceae. Bases 1 to 933 code for a protein of 310 amino acids. The record is from RefSeq and is a predicted model, not a curated record. The transcript has 3 exons.